Messenger RNA from Lagenorhynchus albirostris (white-beaked dolphin), 1662 nucleotides. It is a transcript of the gene IL3RA, whose product is annotated as interleukin 3 receptor subunit alpha. The coding region runs from base 307 to 1608 and encodes 433 amino acids. The record is from RefSeq and is a predicted model, not a curated record. The transcript has 12 exons. Gene Ontology annotation, cellular component: membrane; external side of plasma membrane. Lineage: Eukaryota; Metazoa; Chordata; Mammalia; Artiodactyla; Delphinidae. Gene Ontology annotation, biological process: cytokine-mediated signaling pathway; immunoglobulin mediated immune response. Gene Ontology annotation, molecular function: cytokine receptor activity; protein binding.
GACCCCAGACCGUAAUUCUGAGCUGAGGGGUGCAGAGGGCUCCUGGACCUGGUCACACCCUCAACGCAUUCUCCCCGCCUCCCCGGCUCACUGGGGCUUAGUUUUUAGGGGUGGGGCUGACCCCAGAGGCUAUAAAAACACUGAUGAGAGAAGAAACAAGGUUCUUUCUCUUUCGGGAGGCUGCCUGCAGCACAGCUGAGAAGCCAGGAGAGCUUGGGGCCCACCCCCAGGCCAGCUAGACCAGCACCAGGAGAGGCUGCCUGCAUCCCAGCUGGUGCCCGCCCUCCUGUAGGAGCUGCCUUGGCCAUGGCUUUCGUCUGGCUGGCAGUCUUCCUGGUGCCCGUCCCCGGCCUGCUGCCACCGGACCACGACCCUUACCCUAUAGACAUUUCCGAUCCAGACCCACCAAUUAAGAACCUAAGGAUGGAGCCAGAAGGAAAAAGAUUGACCUGGGACCUCCAUGGAAACGUUUCCGAAAUUAUGUGUUUCAUCAAUUCAAAAGCUUUCACUAAGGCACGGAAAAGGACGUAUUGCAGUAUUCCUGACUUGUCAUGCCAAGCUACAAACUACAGCAUCAAGGUGACCAAAGGUCAGCCAUUCUCCACGUGGAUUCAGUAUCCUAGUCAAGAAGGGAAUCCCAGGGCGGCUGCAGAAAACCUGACCUGCUGGGUUCACGACGUGGAUUUCCUGACGUGCAGCUGGGCGGUGGGCCGGGAGGCCCCGAGGGACGUGCAGUACCAUCUGUACCUGGAGAACCUGGACUCCUAUGAGAAGUGGCCGUGCUCCCAGUACAGAGCAGAUGAGCAAGGGACAAACGUCCAGUGCCGUUUUCACAACAUCUCUGUGUUAUCCAAGGAUCAGACGCGUUUCCUGGUGAAUGGUACCGGCAGUGGUUCCAAAAUCCCCUGCUCUGAAACGAGUGAUAGACUAGCCAAAAUCGAGGUAUUAGCUGCUCCCAACAUCACUAGCAGGUGGUGUAACCAAAGCUACUCGUUCAUGCAGUGGCAAGUGAGGAGUCACCUUAAUGAUGACUUCAAGUAUGAACUGCAGAUACAGAAGGGUACGGAGCUCGCCUACAAACAGGAGAUCUAUAAAGCCUUCUUGGAGCUGAACAAUCCUGGGACCUACACGGUGCAAGUAAGGGCCAGGGAUGCCACCUUCUCCCAUUACAAACCUUGGGGCCCGUGGAGUGUCCCCCAACACUUCGUGUGUGAGGAGGGCGCGCGCCUCCCCGUCUGGCUGACGUCUUUGCUGAUCGCGCUGGGGACGCUGCUGGCUAUGGGGCUCGUGCUCCGGUUUUGCAGGUUCUCGGUGAUGCAGAAGCUGUUCCCUCCCAUCCCUCACAUGAAAGACCAUAUCAAUGGCAAACUUCAGAACGGAAGGACGGUACGUGGUCUCCCGCCGGGGACACAUCUGGUGCCAGAUGACCUGGGACCCCGACCAAGACAGCCAGGAGGAGUGUCCAGUGGCCGAGGUGCAGGUUCUGGGGGAAACAUGAAGCUGGUGCAGAGGCCCGGUUUUCCGCCAGGCAGAGGGCGCACAGCCUGCUCAUGGCAGGUCGUGGAUGUUUCAAGCGGGGUCAGGGAUGGAAAAGCCCGGUGCAGUUGACACGGGGUCACCUCGAGGAAGAAAGAACAAAACAUGUGUUGGGCUCAUGUCUCA